AACGACAAUAUUAAAAGGAUAUGUAUAAGCAAUAAAGUGAUAUAUGCUAAAUAUUACUGUAUAGCUUAGGGCGUUUUUAUGCACUUUAAGACGCCACAAAGUAGGCAAAGGCAUAAAUAAAGCAUAGACACAGUUUAACUUACUCACACACAGCUGCAUCGAUUGAAAAAUCGAUAAGCUUGACGUUCGCGUGUAUUUGUGUGUGAAGUUCUAAUGCCGGCGCAUAACAAAAACAACAACAUUUAUAGUAUUACGCUAGAGGAAGAAGCAGAGCAGUAGACUGACAAAGGCAAAGUGUAAACAAGGAUAAAAAUACAUGUUUUAGGGCAAAUGACGAAGCUCAACGAGGCAGCUCAACAACGGAAAGAGUAAGGGUUGGCUCUUGCAUAUACUAUUAAAGCAGCUCACUUUAAGCCAAACACCCCCAACCAUUGCGAUUAGACGUUAUACGUAUGCCAAUCACCUAUUUGUAGCUACAAUGCAGACGCUGCGCAAGAAAACGAGUCCUUGCAAGUAUCGCAACGAUCCCGGACGCUUCUUUGGCGAUGGGGUGCAGUUCAAGGCCAAGCUCAUUGGCAUACUGGAGGUGGGCGAGGCGCGCGGCGAUCGCAUGUGCCAGGAGGCGCUGCAGGAUCUCAAAAUGGCCAUACGCGCCGCCGGCGAGCACAAGCAGCGCAUAAUUAUACAUGUGACCAUCGAUGGGCUGCGACUGCGUGAUGAGAAGACCAGCGAUUCACUCUAUCAUCAUCCGGUGCACAAGAUUUCGUUUAUAGCGCAGGACAUGACGGAUUCGCGUGCUUUUGGUUAUAUAUUUGGUUCGCCGGACAGCGGGCAUCGCUUCUUUGGCAUUAAGACGGACAAGGCGGCCAGCCAAGUGGUGCUGGCCAUGCGUGAUCUCUUCCAGGUGGUGUUCGAGCUGAAGAAGAAGGAAAUUGAAAUGGCGCGCCAGCAAAUUCAGGGCAAGACGCUGCAUGAUCAUGCCAGCCAGCUGGCUACGUUGUCCUCCUCGCUAAAGUCUGGACACGAACAUGCGUCAAGUUCCUCAGCUGCUGCCGCUGCCAGCGCAGCGCAUGGCUUGGGCAGCAGCACGAACGGCCUGGGUGGACUUACGCGUUUGGGCGUUAGUUUGGAUGUGGCCAGAAGUUCUGGUGCAGCUGCCAAGGAGAUUUCGCCCGAGUCUGUGGCAGAUCUUGUGGAUUUGGAGCAGGAGCUAACCAGCCUGCAACGCGGCAUUAGCCAAAUGGAACGCAUUACCCCCAAUGAGCCCAGUCAUCAUCAGCCUGGUGCUGCGCCGCUGGCAAAAUCCGCCAGCGAGGAUGAUCCAUUUGGCGAUUCCUUUAUAUAUGUGCCCGCCUACAAUAUACUGCCCCCGCCUCCCGAUUCUGGACGCACGCGUCACAAGCCGCCCAGCAAAACGCCCGAGUGCACAGCAGGCUCAGCGCUGGAUGCAAUCACAACGCUAUUGUCACCAGUGCCAGGUGCAAGCGGCUCACCAGCCACGCUGCAGGCUACAGACGAUGACGAGAGCUGGUUGCAUGAGCUGCAGCAGCAGCACGAUGUGUUUGAUACUACACGCGUCACAGCCACGCCCACGCCCAUGACAGCAGCUGCAGUGCUGGUAAUACAUAUCGAGUUGGGGUUAAGUGGCUUAACAAGCUUGUCUGAGCCCACAGAGGGCGCCACUACAGCAGCAGCAGCGAACAUGUCGGCGGAUGCGUUUACCGAUCUGGAUCCACUGGGCAUUGGUCGCACUCGUCCGUAUGUCGAUAAGAAAUAUUUUUUUCAAGAGCUCAAGAAUCCGCCCAAGAAGCAGCUUAAGGAGCUUGGCGCGGCGGGCAGUCAAAGCGAUAACUUUGAUGACUUUCUGUGUGGCAAGGAUGCCUCCUCUUCUUCGCUCUUCGAGGAGCAGCCAAGCACUACUAACAACAUAACCACAAGCACUCCCAACGCACUACCAACCACAACAACAGCCACAGCCACAGCCACCGCAGGUAGUAGUGAAUCCGCUCGAGAAUUGCUGCAAUUAAGCAGCACAGGGAACAGCACCACUAACACCACCAACACCACUACCAACAAUAAUGCCAAUCAACUUGGCCAGCACCUGCCACUAACCAAACCGCCAACCCAAUCCCAAACCCACUCCCAAUUCAAUUCCAUUGCCGCUUCCGCUCUGCGUUCCCUCAGCCAGAGUCAAGAAGACUUUACGGCAGCGAAGCUGAAGCUUAUGCUGCGCCAGAGCGUUGCACACUUGUCCAAGUCCACUAAUCCAGCGCUCCACUAUUAUACCACAGAGUCCACACUGGAGCCACUGCCUCAAGAUCCGGUGCUGCUGCCACGCGACACAGAUCCCUUCUCGCCCACGCGCAAGAAGAGCGAUCCGGAUCCGUUUCAAGACGGCGAUCUGUUUGCCAAGCUGGAUGCCUUCGAGUUUGAUCCGCCUGCCGUUACCAACGCCGCCGCCACUGGCACCCAAUCCUACAAUGGCCCGCUGCAGGUGCAGCUGCCGCCGGAGCAGCAACAGCAGCAGCAGCAGCACAGCUGGUCAACGGAUCUCUCCAGCGUGCCAAGUGGAAGCAGUGUGCGUCAUCGCCCCACGCCCGUGGCCAGCGUCGUUAAUGUGGGCGGCCCCUUGGACGUUAUCUCCAGCAUAAGCAACAAGAAGAUGCCGCAUCUGUUUGGCCAGGCGCGCUUCUCCAAGCGCGGCGACUCCUCCACGGGCAUUGGCUCCAGCGUCAACAUGCGCCGCCUGCAGGAGAGCGACUCGCUCAGCGAGAACGAGGCGGCACCAGAGCCGCCACCACGACCCGAUGCCACGCCCUACAGCGAGCCGCCGCCGCUGCCGCCCAAGAAGCAAUUCAGCGAGCUGGUCAUACGGCCCACGCCCACAGUAACGCCCACCAGCAGCAGCAGCAGCUCGCGCUACGACUACAUGAAUCACUCCAGCAGGCAGGAUCAGGCUGCAGUGCGUCGUGGCACCGACGCGCCGCCCAUACCGCUGCCCUCGCGUCGCGUGGGACGCAGCGAUGGCGCCUUUCCCGGACCCGGACGACCACGCAAACCAGGCCACACCGAGGAUGACUACCUGGCGCCACUGGCACCGCCGCCCAGCAGUCGCGCGCGUCCACAGCGCCAGUGCUCCUUGGGCGCCAGCAGCGCGCGCCCGCAGGACAUUUACGAGAACAAGGCGGAGAUACUGGCCCAGGCCAAGGCGGAGAGCAGCGCACCGCUGGCGCCAGACAUUACGCUGACGCAGCUGCUCACACUGGGCAUGGAUGAUCUCGCUUCGAAGCUGAAUGUGCCUGCCAGCAAGCUGAGCACCAUGACGCUGGUGCAGCUCACCGCGUAUCUCUCGGACUAUUUGCAGUCCAGCGGCGAGCAGCCCGCCCAAUCUCCGCCAGCAGCUGCGCCGCCCGCUGCGGCCGCUGUGUUCAAAGUGAACUUUGAUCAGCAGACCUCGUUUGUGGCCAAGUUCGAUGAUACCUUUGGCGAGGAUUUGCCGCAGCAGCAGCAGCAGUCGCAUGAGCAGUUUGUGGCCAACUUUGCCAACUUCAAUGAGGCGCCAGUGACCGCAGCGCCGCCUGCUGUGCCGCCCGCAGAUCGCUAUGCGGUAUUCCGCGAGAUCAUAGACCAGGAGCUGCAGCAGCAGCAGCAGGAGCAGGAUCUGAUGGGUGAUUUGACGCCGCCGCCCACAGCGACAAACGCUGGGGAGAGCAACGCUGAAGCGCAGCAGCCGCUGCCGGCGCCAGCGUUGGCUGCCACACCAGAACCGGAACCUAUAAAGAUAGACACCAAGAUUACGGAGGUAGUGGCGCAGGCCAAAGAUCGCUAUGCAGCGCUGCGUGACAUUAUUCUGGUGGAGAAUCUGUUCGAUAAGCCAGUGGCAGCGCCGCCGCCAGCAGUGGAGAAGGAUUUGCUGCAAGACUUGUUCAGCGAUGAGUUCAACGAGGAUCAGGACAUACGCCAGUACAUGGACGAUGGCGCGCACGAUCGACGCGGCCUGGUGGACAGUCGUGGGCUGCCCGCGGAGCCUUCCUCAUCAGCGCUUACUGUGGCCGACGAUGAUGACGACUGCGAGAGCAGCCUGGACAGCAACGAGAAGGAUGCGGAGCAGGUGAGCGCACAGGAUCAAUACGAGAAGUUAUCGACCAGCGCCGACAAAAGCGAAUUCAAGUCCGAGGAGCAGCUGCCCGUAGUGAAGCCAGAUCAGGCUACAGCUAAAUUUCUGACCGUGCGCGAUGACAUCGAAAUCGAUGAGCUAAUGCAGCGCGCCAUAUCCAAUUUGUCGCUGGACUCACGUGACCGCAUCUCGCCCGCCAAUUGCGCCAGUCGCGGCGCUCAUAGUUUGCACACGCCCUCGGGUCAGUUCAACGAUGUGAGCACCUCGCCCAUUCCGCUGCAGAAAUCUCCAGCGCCAACGCUCGCAGUCGCUGAGUUGGCAUCGCCAGUGCCCGCGCAGCUGUGCGCAGUGUCGCAGCUCAUUGAUGCCGCCACCAAGCAGCAGCAGCAGCAACAGCAGCAACAGCCGCUGCCCUCCUGGGCCACAUUUGACUCACCCAAAGCGCCAGCGAGCAAACCUAAAGCGCGUUUGACGCUGCCGCCGCCGCCACCCGCUUCCAACACCUCGCAGCACGACACUGCGGAGUCGCCCUGCAGCUCCGAUCCGCGCGAUGAUGCAGGCGGCUGGUCAAAGCAGCAGCAGCAGCGCCGCUGGGCCAAGAAGGAGCGCCAGCAUACCUCCUCCUCCUCGCGCGAUUUGUCGCCCUGGGACGAUGAUGCAUCCGAGUAUCACAAGCAGCGUCGUGCGCUGCCGCCGCCCGCUCCAGGCUCAGCUGCUGCAGCUGCCCAUGGCUACUACAUGCGGCAUCCGCGACGCCUCAACAGCUGCGACGAGGAUUACGACUAUGAAGCGGAGUUCUGCGCACGCCGGGAACGCGAGCAGCCGCCGCGCAAGUUCAAGCAAGGACUCUCACGCAGUAGGGACAACUUUGAGCUGGAUUCGCCCAGCUGGUAUCAUCAUCCGGCGCAUCACACGUGGUCGCCGCAGGAGAUUGAGCAGGGCGUGCGUGGUGCGCGCUCCUUUGAGCGCAGCGUCUACGAGCGCGCCAGCUAUGGCCCGCCGGGCUAUGAUAAGCGUGGCCAGCCGCUGGCCAGAGAGCGCGCCAAGUAUCGCGAGCGUGAGCGGGAGCGUGAGCGCGAACGCGAGCGUGAGUAUCGCGACUACGCGCGUCCCAGCUACGAGUUCGACUACGAGAAUGUUUACGAGGAGCGGCGCUCGCCCAUGGGUCGGGCGCGCGCCGGCGACUAUCACUACAAGCGCGAGCGCGACAGAGAAUCGCUCGAGUCGUUUGAGAGCUCCACGCGACGUCGGCGCAGCUUUGGCAGCGGCGGCGACGUCUACGGCAGUCUGGACAGUCGCGAUGAGUAUCGUGAUCUCAAGACGCGCUCGCUGCGCAAGCACAACGCGCAGGCAGCGGCAGCAGCCAAGCUGCGCGUUAGCGGCGACAUUGACUAUGAGCAGGACUCGGAGCAGGACUUUCAGCAGCAGCAGCGCAGUCAGCAGCAGCGCAGUCAGCAGCGGCCCAGUCAGCUGGGCGGCGACGUUGUGCCGGGCGCGCCGCAGCGACUGCGCAAAAGCAGCGGCUCCAGUCCCUGGGAUGGCGAGGAGCCUGCCAUGCUGGGACAGAAGCCUUGGAAGCGUCCAGCCAGCGCAGCAGACACAGAGCGCCGCUUGGCCGAGAGCAGACGCGCUGCAGCUUUGGCGCAAACGCCCUCCGAUGGCGAGAAGGAUCGCAGAUUCCGCAAGAAGACGCGCGCACGCAGCACCAAGGAUUUGGCCACAGUGGGCAGAGGCUAUGGCAGUGCUCGCUAUGAUUACAUCAAUCAACGUCCACACAAUGAUGACGACGAUGAGGAUGACGAUGAUGAUGAGGACUAUGUGGACGAUGAGCCGCCCACGGACGAGGACAAGUUUGAGCGUCUGAAUCGGCGACGCCAUGAAAUGCAUCAGCGCAUGCUGGAGAGCGAGCGUCGCCAGCUGGAGCGCCACGCUCCAACACUAGCCAAGCUGCCAGCACAGCGCGUGGCGCGUGGCGGCGUCACUAGCGACUACGGCUUUGUGGACAGCUAUGAGCAAACGCCUACGCCCAGAUCCAAUGCAAGCAGCACUGCCGUCGUCAUGAGCGGCGGCGAAUCCUCCGCAGGUGGCAAAUUCAAUUUUGACGAUGGCUUCGAGUCGGACUUCAAUCAAAGUUCGCCGCCGCCUGCGCCUGCGGGCACUGCCUCCAGUGCAACUUCCACGCCAGCGGGUUUGAUCUCCGCCAGCAGCAGCGCUGCCGCCGUUGCCGGCAACAAGUCGCUUUUCCGUUUCUCCAAUGAUUUCUCUGCUGAGCGCGAGAAGCGCGAGCGUGAGCUGGAGCUGGAUACAAGCGCCAGCGCAACUGGAGCAGCAGCAGUAACAACAACAACGCCGCCUAUAACACAAAAGCUGCGCUUUGAUGACAACGUCAAGGUGUCCCAGUUCGAUGAUGCUGCAUUCGAGGACGACUUUGCCAAGGCCUCGUUUGACUUUGACAAGGAGCCGGCGUCGCCAGCGCCUGCGCCAAGUCGCAAGCAAAACAUGCGCAGCAGCAAACUGCAGCAGCGUCAGGAAUUGAUUAAGAAGUCCGAGUCGGUCAACAUAUUCGCCAAGAAGCAGGAGGAUCCCUUCGAGGACGACGAGUUCUUCAAGUCACCCGAUGCGGAGCAGCCAGAGCAGCCGCAGCAGUCGCAAUGGCAGGAGCAAAGCAACUUUGCCAAAUUCGAUGAAAACAUGUGAUUUGAUCAACUGUUUGCCAAGGCCAAGGCCAAUGCCAAGACGCACUCAUCCGAAAGCGACGAGGGCGCCAAUUAUGCCGAGAUCGAUGUAGUCAAUGAUAACGGCAUUUGUUACCUAACCAAUCUCAAUCACUACUAUCAACAGCAGCGACUGCAGGCACUGCAGUUGAUACAGGAGCACGACUACUGCAAUUUGCCGCCCCCAACCAAAUCCAUAGCCACUUCCACACACGACGAUGCACAAGCCCCGCCCAAGAGCAAGAGCAGACUGAAGCUGCUGCUGCGCAAGCCACGCAAAUGGAAGCUCAAGCGCAGCUUCGAUGAGAUUGUCAAGUGUCUGAUUAUUGCCUCCUCCGAGCAUGUCUACGACUAUGAUGUGCUCUGGUAGGCCCCAUCCUAAUCCUAAUCUAGUCAAAAACAGAGCUUUGAAUCCCACAAAUUUGUAAUUCAUUGUUUAAUUAUUGUAUUUAAAUUAAUUUAAUGCUUGACUGAUUCAAAGCUCUGCGGCCAUUUGCACCCAAAAAAAAAAAAGAAAAA
Messenger RNA from Drosophila busckii, 7350 nucleotides. It is a transcript of the gene Dab, whose product is annotated as protein disabled. The transcript is spliced from 9 exons. NCBI's taxonomy places the organism in Eukaryota, Metazoa, Arthropoda, Insecta, Diptera, Drosophilidae. The record is from RefSeq and is a predicted model, not a curated record.